Punctularia strigosozonata HHB-11173 SS5 is the source of this 744-nucleotide messenger RNA. Its product is annotated as kinase-like protein. The transcript has 4 exons. Gene Ontology annotation, molecular function: ATP binding; protein kinase activity. NCBI's taxonomy places the organism in Eukaryota, Fungi, Basidiomycota, Agaricomycetes, Corticiales, Punctulariaceae. The record is from RefSeq and is a predicted model, not a curated record. Gene Ontology annotation, biological process: protein phosphorylation. The annotation marks the transcript as partial.
AUCGUGUCGGAAUGGAUGGAGCAUGGCGAUGUCAUGUCGUAUCUUGAAAACUACCCGCGUGCGAAUCGCGUUGAACUUAUCACGGACGUUGCUCGUGGCUUGGAGUACAUGCAUGCCAGCGGUCUCGUCCACGGAGAUCUCAAAAGUCGCAAUGUCCUCGUUGACAGCCUUGGGUAUGCGCGUCUCAGUGACUUUGGUCUCGCCACGACGGUACUUGGUACCGCCACUCUGGCACCGACUGCUGGGUCGUCAGCAAAUUGGGGCUCGUUCCGUUACAUGGCCCCCGAGUUGUCCGAUAUCGAGGAGAAGGGCAAGACGUUGACGUGGAAGUCUGACGUGUAUGCGUUUGGGAUGACCGCGUGGGAGAUCUUUGCUGAGCGGCACCCGUUCUACAAUAUCCCACACGAACUCGUGGUCCUACUCAAAGUUCGCGACGGCAAACGACCGGAGCGUCCUCUUCAUGCACGGGCGUUAGGCCUGGACGAUUUCAUCUGGAGCAAUGUCAUCAGCUCCUGUUGGGUAGCACGCCCGUCUGAGCGACCUCGGAUUUUGGAAGUACUAAAUCGGCUUCAAUGGUAUAAAACUGCUCGACGGUUGAUUGCGAAGCUGCUGGACGAAGGCCUUGCGGAGGUGGAUCGUCAAGUGCUCGACGAGAUGCUGUCUACAGGUUGGCCACGUUGUCAUGUUCCCACAAGCUCUGUACUCAACUCGCACAGAGAUGGGCAGGGCUGCUAUAUUCAGUAA